GUCCUGAAUUCAAUAGUUCCAUAGUCAGAAGAAACUGACAAAAUGGAAAGAAACAAUUUUACAUUUGUGGUGGAAUUCAUUCUCCUGGGAUUUUCUGACCUUCCCAAUCUCCGAGGUUUUCUAUUUGGAAUUUUAUUAGUGACCUAUAUGAGUAUACUUAUAGGAAAUGGACUUCUCAUUGUCAUAACUAAGAUGAAUCCUACCCUUCAAACCCCCAUGUACUUUUUCCUUGGAAAUUUUUCCUUCUUGGAAAUAUGUUACACAUCAGUCACUCUCCCUAGAAUGCUAAGAGAUAUUUGGACUCAGAAGGGAAACAUCCCUUUCUUAGAAUGUGCUAUACAAACUUGCUUCUUUUAUAUUCUAGGAGCUGCAGAGUGCUUAUUCCUGGCUGUGAUGGCUUAUGACAGAUAUGUAGCCAUCUGUAAGCCUCUUUACUAUCCUCUCAUCAUGAAUCACAAGGUAUGUGUCCAAUUGGUAAUUGCCUCCUGGGUCACUGGGAUGCCAGUCCAGAUAGGACUAAUAUACCAGAUUUUCUCUCUGAACUUUUGUGGUUCUAACAAACUUAAUCAUAUUUUCUGUGAUGCUUCACCACUACUAGAAAUUGCAUGUGGGGACACAUAUUAUAAAGAGCUUUUUCUCCAUAUAACUACUCUCUUUUUUGGCAUGAUUCCCUUUCUGUUGAUAUUUAUGUCUUAUGUCAAAAUCAUUGUCACUGUCCUGAAGCUGCCAUCAACCUCAGGGAAAUCCAAAGCUUUCUCCACUUGCUCUUCUCAUCUCAUGGUUGUAGGUUUAUUCUAUGGGUCUGGUUGUAUCGUGUAUGUGCGUCCCAAAUCCAGUCAUUCAGCCAAAUCUGACAAAUUCUUUUCCCUUUUCUAUACUAUUGUGACAUCAGCAUUAAACCCUAUGAUAUAUAGCAUGAGGAAUAAGGAUGUAAUUGCUGCUUUGAAAAACAUCAUUCCAAAAUGA
This is a messenger RNA of Antechinus flavipes (yellow-footed antechinus), 966 nucleotides long. RefSeq names its product olfactory receptor 10AG1-like. Gene Ontology annotation, cellular component: membrane. Bases 43 to 966 code for a protein of 307 amino acids. Gene Ontology annotation, biological process: G protein-coupled receptor signaling pathway. The record is from RefSeq and is a predicted model, not a curated record. Lineage: Eukaryota; Metazoa; Chordata; Mammalia; Dasyuromorphia; Dasyuridae. Gene Ontology annotation, molecular function: G protein-coupled receptor activity; olfactory receptor activity. The transcript has a single exon.